UAUGAAUGUGUUAUUUUUAUUUGCAUUGUGUGUUCAUUGAUAUGAAAUAAUAAUUUAAUAAUCGGUUGGGAUUCUUCGUUUUGGUCAGAGCGAAAUCUCGUGCUGGUUGAUAUAACCAAUUAUAUAAAUGUAAAACGUCGCUUUUAUCGGAGAACAUGAAACAUCAAUCAGGAAGAAAAGGGGAGCGGAGCAGGUUGGAAAUGGAAGAGGAUUUGAUUUUGCAGCCACCGAAAAAGAGAUGAAGUCUAGAGCAGUGGAAGUUCCAUUAUGCUGAAUAUAAACAAUGGGCGGAUUGGUCUUUAGAUGAGACGUUGGUACCACCUUCCAUUCGCCCUGGCUUGAAGUCACAGCAUAUUUCAUAUCCGGUUUACCCAGUUAUAUGUUACCAUUGUCCUGGUAAAGUAAAGCUUUAUUUGGCUGCAGUCUCGGUAUUUAGAGUAGAUUUUGUAGUUAGAUUGCCAAUUUGUUGGGGACUGAGAAGAGUUUCACUCAACCACACCAUUGAACGGUGCGCGAAUCCUGCGCAUACUCAGCAUCGUCAGCUGCCGCUUCUCGAGACUCAAGCUAAAUUUGGUCAGAUCUGAGAUCUUGGAGGAUUGUUCUCAUCGAAUCCGUGUAGAAAAUAUAUCCAUAAAAGUUUGAAAAUACGACAGCCUCGAACAUCUCUGGCAUAUCGCUUGACAAACCACUCUCCAACCAUGGGUGGACGGACAGGAACGGCCAUACUGCUAUGUGUGUGGGCCUGUUUGCUGGUGGCCAACGUGCUUUGUGGGAAAAGCUCUGGACAGAAUGGCCAGACGGACGAGCAGAAAGACAACACAACAGUUUUCACCCGGAUCCUAGACAGUCUUCUAGAUGGCUACGACAAUCGUCUCAGACCAGGGUUGGGAGAGCGUGUAACUGAAGUCAAGACUGACAUUUUCGUGACGAGUAUUGGGCCCGUCUCGGACCAUGACAUGGAAUACACCAUUGAUGUGUUCUUCCGUCAAAGCUGGAAGGACGAGCGGCUAAAAUUUAAAGGGCCAAUGGCGGUUCUCCGUUUGAACAACCUGAUGGCCAGUAAAAUCUGGACCCCUGAUACAUUCUUUCACAAUGGCAAGAAGUCUGUGGCACACAACAUGACUAUGCCCAACAAACUCCUACGAAUCACAGAGGAGGGAACUCUGCUCUAUACUAUGAGACUGACUGUAAGGGCAGAGUGUCCCAUGCACCUGGAGGACUUCCCCAUGGAUGCCCAUGCUUGCCCACUGAAGUUCGGCAGCUAUGCUUACACCAGGGCUGAGGUUGUGUACGUGUGGACGAGAGGGGCAGCCCAGUCUGUUGUGGUGGCUGAAGAUGGCUCUCGGCUCAACCAGUAUGAUCUGAUGGGGCAAAGCGUGGACUCUGGGGUUGUACAGUCCAGCACAGGAGAGUAUGUUGUCAUGACGACACACUUCCACCUGAAGAGGAAGAUUGGUUAUUUUGUCAUCCAGACGUACCUGCCCUGCAUCAUGACGGUGAUCCUGUCCCAGGUGUCCUUCUGGCUCAACAGAGAGUCCGUCCCAGCCAGGACUGUGUUCGGAGUGACAACUGUGCUGACCAUGACCACCCUCAGUAUCAGUGCUAGGAACUCUCUCCCCAAGGUGGCCUAUGCCACAGCCAUGGACUGGUUCAUUGCAGUCUGCUAUGCCUUUGUCUUCUCCGCCCUCAUUGAGUUUGCUACAGUCAACUACUUCACAAAGAGGGGCUACGCCUGGGAUGGAAAAAGUGUGGUGCCAGAGAAGCAAAAGAAGAAGAAGGAGUCCCUCCUGAAGAAGAACAACACCACCGCCUACACUGCCGCCACUGCUACAGCCUUCGCUCCAAACAUUGCCAGAGAUCCUGGUUUGGCCACCAUUGCCAAAAGUGCUCCGCCUCCCCCCACCGAGCCCAAGGAAGAGCCCAAGCCCAAGCCACCAGAGGCCAAGAAGACCUUCAACAGCGUCAGCAAGAUCGACAGGAUCGCCAGAAUAGCCUUCCCCUUACUCUUUGGAACCUUUAACCUGGUCUACUGGGCAACUUACUUGAAUAAAAAGCCUAAGUUACAGGGUAUGACCCCAGGAUCCCACUAAUCUCAAUCCCUCUUUCUUUUUCCCCCGAAUGUUUAUUUUCUGAAAACAUGGUUUUCAUGCUGGUUGAAUUCCCAGUCGCCACAUUGCUUUAAUGUCAAAUACCUUCCAAGAUUUAAAAAAAAAAUAGAAAAGAGUAAAGGUCUUAGGAUCAAUGUGGUGACUAUUUCAUGGGAAUUGUUUUUGGGGGGAGGGAUUAUGCUACUAAAGAAAAUAUGCUAUAAAUAAUAUAUGAUAUACACAAGAGAAUGCUAUUCUACAAAUGCACAUAGCCCAACAAUUGUUAACUAUUAUUUGUUUUAGUUUUCUGAUAUAUGUUCAGUUGUUGUUUUGCAUUACAUUUUUAACACUGUAAAAGAAAUGUGUUUUUGCAUGGACUGGGCGUUUUUCUUUUUCAAAGAUCAAUCAACAUUUAUUUCACCAAUGGACCAGUUUGUUUGAUAUCAGUGACAAAAUGCUACCUUCAAUCUUCAUCAAAUAUUCCUCUAUUCUCUGUAGUUGAUGUUUUUAGGGUUUGUUCAUUUCCUUUUGUUGAAAGAAUCAAGAUAGGGGUUCAGCAAUAGCAAUAAAACAUGUCUCAAUGGAAACAACAUCAUUCAUUCAUCGAUUUUAGAAGAAGCUAAAUGAUUUUAUUGUUUCUAUGUGCAACAUUAGGAGUAAUAUGAAUUUAGUUGUUUUGUAAAUAUGAUCAAGUGUUAGAAAUGUCAACAUUAUGUUUAAGCUUUUCAAAGAGUAACUAAUGGUAUAGAUAUACAACUCCUGGCAAAAAAAGCUUUUCUUUCUUUAACUGUUUAUGAAACAUUGAAAAUAGUUUGUAUGAAGAGAGUAUUUACUGGUUCACUCCAAAGUGACUGUUUCUUACCAAGUCAGCGUUCCACUGAUCGCUGGUCAACGUUGCCAGUGCUUAUCAAGUUAUCAAGUACUUAUCAAGUAUAAGUUAAUAUAUAUUAAACUAAUUCCAUAGCUGUGUGUAUGUGUGUACUGACACCAGCAAUGUGUCAGGUCUGGGAUAGUAAUGAGUAAGAAUGUAAAACUGUCGAAGUCUAAAUGUCGGAAUGCAUUUUAUAUUUAGAAUUAAAAAACACUAUUAUUCUUUA
Messenger RNA from Oncorhynchus gorbuscha (pink salmon), 3184 nucleotides. RefSeq names its product gamma-aminobutyric acid type A receptor subunit alpha1 (gene gabra1). The transcript is spliced from 10 exons. The record is from RefSeq and is a predicted model, not a curated record. Lineage: Eukaryota; Metazoa; Chordata; Actinopteri; Salmoniformes; Salmonidae. The coding region runs from base 699 to 2090 and encodes 463 amino acids. Gene Ontology annotation, biological process: signal transduction; monoatomic ion transmembrane transport; gamma-aminobutyric acid signaling pathway. Gene Ontology annotation, cellular component: postsynapse; synapse; GABA-A receptor complex. Gene Ontology annotation, molecular function: benzodiazepine receptor activity; transmitter-gated monoatomic ion channel activity involved in regulation of postsynaptic membrane potential; inhibitory extracellular ligand-gated monoatomic ion channel activity.